Molecule: messenger RNA, 1485 nt
Organism: Durusdinium trenchii
Lineage: Eukaryota; Dinophyceae; Suessiales; Symbiodiniaceae
Source: the annotation of a GenBank genome assembly
UGAAAACCAGCCUUUCUUCGGACACCGCCACAUGUUUCUCAGCGCGCUGUUCGCAUGUCUUGCACCGUGUUUGGGGCAGCGGCAUUUGCAAGCCAACGUGACAGACACCUGGAGUGUCAAAGGUGGAGAACUUUGUACAGCAGGCAGCACCCAGCUGAAUGAGACCUUGUGGCUUGACAUUUGCAACUGUGGCAAUGAAGAAGACUGCAAAGUUUCUGGAAUGAGCUUUGAAUUGGGAUUCCAGGGCAUGGCAGUAGGCUUUGGCAAUGAGACUGUGGAGACAUGGCGGGACAUCUGGGAAUCGAGGCGAUUCCACUGGCAUCAGGAGAUAAUUGCUCCACCCGACAUGGUGGGCUCCAUGUAUAGCUUGGUCUCCAACAGCCUAAGCCUUGGGACCAUCUCUUCAGGCUUGGUGGUUGGCCAAACCGCCUACAUGGCCGAAUCUGGAAAGUCUCAGAUCCAAUUCGCCGAUUUCAUCAGCAGCGUUCCGGGCACCGUCUUCCACAGCACUGAGGUGUCGCGCAUUGAGACCUGUACGCUGGUGAAGGAAGAGCCGAGCGAUCCGAGCGACGUCAAUGAGACGGCUGUGGAGACGGCUGCAGAUGAAAAGUUCUGUGGUGAAGAGACCUCGAUCAGCCCCGGCCGGAUCAAGGUGAACUUCUAUGGGUACACGUUUGGGAAGAAUUGGGAAGCGGACGUGACGAGACCACCUGGGUCCCAUCUUUCUCUUCGCUGGCUUCUGUGCCUUGACCAUGGCAGAGCUUGGUACGUGAACCGCGAGCCCAAGGGUGCAGGAGUCGUCGAUCAAGACGAACCCAUCUGGGUCAUUGACUUGCAACAGGAGAAUGGACGACCUUUGACGUUCUUCUUUCCCAAGUCCUAUCUCUUUGGCAAUCACCUGGAAUGCUCUUUCUCAAGUGACCUGCUUUGGGACCUCCCGAUGUGGGCCUGUACGGAGUCUUCGAUGGGGGCUGUCAAUGUUACAGCCACCUCUGCAGGUGAUCUCUGUGCCAAAGAUGGUGUUGUCUUGAGCAUACGAUUCCAAUUGGAGCAUUUCAGGACCAAGGACCGGUGGUUCCUGUACACGGUGGAGGUGAACACCAGUAGCCAAGUGACCUUCGCAUCGAUCUCUGGAGUCGUUUGCCGAAGGACUUGGUCUUCAAGGCUCGCCUUGUUCGUGCUGUGCUUGAUUGGUGUUUUGAAAGAUCACUUCUAGCUCCUGACCAGUGAAUUUGGACUGCAGCCGGUGAUUUUGGCCCCGUGCCGCGGGGUGCUGAUGCCCUGCCCGUAGCUUUCUGUCGUGCAAGUGGCGCGGCGUUCACAUGCCACAGGUGAGUGGUGCAUUCUCGACAAAUUCAUUUUGGAAUUCACAGUUGACCCUCAGGGGUUGUGGGCAAAUCCUUCUUAGAAGGAGUGGCAGCCCGCUUGCACCCUUCUUUACCUAAGAUUUGUCACCGAAGGGUGUGGAACUUCUUUGAGUGAAAA